Molecule: messenger RNA, 2400 nt
Organism: Cyclocybe aegerita
Lineage: Eukaryota; Fungi; Basidiomycota; Agaricomycetes; Agaricales; Hemipholiotaceae
Source: the annotation of a GenBank genome assembly
AUGUCCCCCAUCGUCGUUCGCAACCCUCGACAAGGUGUACAACAACCCUGGAAUCUUCUGCCCGCCGCAUCCAGCUUCCGACUGCGAGUUCCGCUGUCCUCGACUACGUGGAAUUUCUCGAUAGAUACACGAAAGCUCGGCGAAUCUAUGUUGCUCCUAAUAUCGCUGCUGUGCGCUGCCCACUACAUUUCGACAUGUCCCACGCCAAAAAUACCGUCUGUCCCCAUACCUAAUACUCAUACGUGGCUGGCCAUAGAGCUUCAAGUAUUGUCAUCAGCAUCGUUUGUCUACCUUAUUUGGACCCACAGCACCCUCUCGAAUAAUGAAGUUGCGCCGCCACCCCAUAGAGAAUCUGUAUCAUCAACUGUUACGGCGGCCUACUUGAAUAAUACUCGCCCUGCAUCACCCCGACUUUCUGAAAACCCACGACGCCAACCGCCCCCUCCAUGGGAUACCAGCGACUUUGGUUUUGUGUGGAUGUCUGUCCCGAAAAAUUAUAGAGAAUCACGCGACGACGGCAUACUUACAGGCCUGUUACUUGGACCACUCAUCGCGUCAGCAUUGGUUAUUACCACACUGAAAAAAAGAUUCUCGGAAAGUCUUCCAGCCGGCUGGCUCAUCGAGGCACCUGCUAUGUUACACUACUCUUUGGCUAAAGUACGGCCAUCACAAGCUGUCCUGCUUUCGCGUUAUAGCCUAGUGGAUCUAAGCACGAUGUGUUCGACGAUAUUGCUCCUCCACGUCUGUGCAUCCUGGCAUCUGGAACGCCAACUGGCAAGAGGUUGUACUAAUAAAGGCAAACCCGAUGGCGAACGCGCAUCAGUUCCGCGAAAAGAAGGUCGAAGGUCCUGGUAUUAUGUCAUUUUCACUCUGUCAACGAGUGUUGUGAUCAUCUCUCUCAAAUUUAUUAUGCGGGCCUAUGAUCUUAAUUUAUGGAAAUAUUUAAACGUGUUCGAAGUCGUCGUUGUGUCGUUUUUUUACCAAUUUACGCUCUAUGUGGCGCUUCGCUUGGCACAUCGUGGAUUUACCCUUGGCGAACUUGGAUUGGUAUCCUUUGGAGGUACAGCCAUUUGUCUGGAGUUUUUGAACAUUACCAUCGCAAGAAUUUGGCCUAUUACGACCCCAUACAUUCGAACCUAUCGACUACCCACACCUCUCCUAACCUUCCAGAUAGCUCUUAUUGUGGGAUCUCUCCUUACUGGAUUCCUGCUUUCUCCCUUCCUUGUCCUGUCUCGAAACAAUGCACAGCGCCCCGUUCAUCGACUUCGUUUCCCGCAAGAGAAAGAGAGGAACCGACGGUAUUAUGCAUUAGGUUUCUAUGUCGGGACCGUCCUCAUCGUGGGCGGUGCUAUCGGUUUCUGGACGCGUUGGUGUCUAGGAAAUCGAGACCCGUGGCUUUGGGUCGUUUUCCGUAUUCUCGAAGGCAGGAAAAAAUGGACGCGUCCUGCUCUGCUUGCUUACUGGGCGCUUUUGGGGAUCAUCAGUGUCGCUGGGUGGAAUCGUCAGCUGGCACGAUCACGUCGUUUCCGACCCAGGAAUCCGGUAGCGCUCGUCACCGAUAGCUCCGUCGUGAACUCCACUUCAGCGGAUGCCGGACCUGCACCUUCGCCCUUGGAGAAUUCAGGGAAUGGCUCUCCAUCCUCGACCCCUCCGCCUUCGACAGGCCCAUUGGGCAUGACGUUCCCAACAUCGUUCCCAAAUAUGCCGAAUCUGCCAAACCUGCCAAACCUACCCAAUGGCGCGAACAUGUCAAACGUCGCGACCGAUCUGUUGGAUGCCGCAGACAAACAUGUGCCUACCCUUGGCUUGAAUGCCCGGCGCAAGUUCUUCCAUGGACUUGCAGUUGUCAUGUUUGUCCCUGGAGUUGCGAUCGAUCCUGCCUUCACACACUUGUCUUUCAGUGCUGCAUUCGCAUUGUUCACAUUCGCUGAAUACGUCCGAUACUUCGCGAUCUAUCCUUUCGGAGCUGCUGUUCAUCUAUUCAUGAAUGAGUUCCUUGACCAUAAAGACAGUGGGACGGCGAUCUUGAGCCAUUUUUAUUUGUUGACGGGAUGUGCUGGAUCGCUCUGGCUGGAAGGACCGAGUAUGCUGUUACAGUUUACAGGUAUACUAACCCUCGGACUAGGAGACGCUGCGGCCUCCAUUGUAGGUAGACGGUUAGGCAUACACCGAUGGUCGCCUACUUCAUCGAAAACGGUGGAAGGAAGCCUCGCCUUUGUUGUAUCUGUUUUCACGGCAGCCCUACUUCUCCGUCUUCUGGGCAUUGUGGAAGCAUUUUCGAAUGUGCGGUAUCUGUUUGUCGCCGCAAUUUCCGCCGUUCUCGAGGCCCUGUCGGACCAGAACGACAACCUCACACUACCCUUGUACAUGUGGAGUAUGUUAGUGGUCGCCGGGCUCUAG